Molecule: messenger RNA, 2858 nt
Organism: Larimichthys crocea (large yellow croaker)
Lineage: Eukaryota; Metazoa; Chordata; Actinopteri; Sciaenidae
Product: Zinc finger protein 271
Exons: 4
Coding region: 256-1971 (571 amino acids)
Biological process (GO): regulation of transcription by RNA polymerase II
Cellular component (GO): nucleus
Molecular function (GO): RNA polymerase II transcription regulatory region sequence-specific DNA binding; DNA-binding transcription factor activity, RNA polymerase II-specific
Source: RefSeq, a predicted model, not a curated record
GUUUGAGUGAACAACACAACAGAAAGACUGAAAGAUGUUUUUUUCCGCGCCAAAAAUAAAACACAGCCGUCGACUUGUUACGCAUUGCCGUUGUUUAACGGUCGUUAACGGUUAAAAAUCGAACGUACCUCCACGAGGAUGCGCGCGCAUCUUGGCAACGGAAGUCGAAGUUUUGUUGUUGUUGCUGCUGCUGCGGAUAACUUCCUUUAUAACCGAAGCUAAACAAUUUAAAAGUUAAACAUAAAAAAACAAAAAAUGUCGUCUUGUUGCAUAACCAGCUGUAAAAAUCGACAUUACACAAGCCGCAAACUCAAAUUUUACAGAAUACCGUGUGACUAUCGGCCGUUUCAGGCAAACCGGAGACGUUUGUGGCUACAAGCGAUACAACAAGCGAACGGCAGCGCGGAGCCACUCAAGGAGAAUGCUCGUAUUUGUGGCGCUCAUUUUAUAUCAGGAGAAGCUUCCAUGGACCACGACAGUCCAGACUUCGUGCCUUCGGUGUUUACAAGCACUCCACAGAGCCCCAAGAAAAAGGGGAAAUGGGUUUAUGGUCGUAGGAAAAGGCGGCGUCGUGCAGCACGCUCAGAAGAAGAAACGGCUCCCCCUACAGUUGAUUCUCCCGUGGACCUUCAGUCGUCUGCUUUGAUGGAAGAAACGCUACAAUCUCCAUCAGAGCAGGAAGGAAAAGCAUUGGUGAAAGAGGUUGAGGCUGAAACCAAAGCAGUCAAAGAACAAAGAACAUUUAAAGUGCCAACAGGCAUCCCGAAACUAGACCAUAUGAUACCUGUUGUACUCUUAAAAUCUGUAUUUGCACCGGGCCAUGGGUAUCGGUGUGAGCUGUGCAACCAGCACUUCCCCAUUGCAUCACAGCUUGUAAAACACAAACAGCUGCAUGAAGACGAAGAAGAAGAAAGGUCCUUUUCCUGUACAAUUUGUGGAAAGCUCUUCACGAGUGAGGCGGAUUUCACGACGCACCAGCGCAUCCACGAGCCUUCCUUCCCGUGCAACAUGUGCGAUCGAUCUUUCACUACAAGUCAACACCUCAAGCGUCAUAAACUUAUGCAUGUCAAAGAUGGCAGGAAGUGCAAAAAGUGUGGCAUGCUCUUCUGUCAACGUCACAGAUACAUUUUAUUCCAGCCACAGACACAGGAGUCCAGUUCAGAGUCAGAAGAGGAUUCCUCCGUCGCCGAGCCUCAACAUUUAGGCAGUAGUUUGUUGCCAGAAAACAAUCAGCUGGUGAAGCCUGCGCCAAAACAGACUGCUGACCUGCAUGACGAUGUUCAGAGCACCGUCACUGUAACACCUUUGCGGAAAACUACCAUUCAGACCUCAUCGUAUGCACCCCCAAACCUCAAACCUGUACCCAAGACCCCUAAUGUCGGAAACAAUCAGCUGGUGAAGCCUGCGCCAAACCAGACUGCUGACCUGCAUGACAAUGUUCGGGGCACCACGACUGUAACACCUUUGCAGGAAACCUCUGCACCGACUGCAUCGUGUGCACCACUAUACCUCAAACCUCUACCCAAGACCUACCUACCUCCAGCCUCGCGCACAGAAAUCUCAUCAGAAAUCCCCGUAGCAGACUUGAUACGAUCUUUCACUGUGCCACGUCGACGCAGGCCACCCAAGCCCUCAACCUUGAUCAGGCUCCAACACCCAAAACUCCCUCCGUCACUGAAGCUCUUUUCACCACAGUACCUCACCUCGACAUUCAUCGAGGUUAAAAGAAAUUAUGAUUAUAUUUUAAGCAAAUCAAGAGGUGUUAAGAGCAAGGAGGAUAUUGUGCAGGAGGAGAACUGUGUUGUGCAGGAGGAGAACUGUGUUGUGAAGGAGGAGCCAUGCGAGCUGCCUCUGAGUCCUCCAAAAGAGCUCAACAUUGUAAACGUCAGGCACGUCAAAAAGGAGCCUGAUGUGCCCGUUCAGCCAGUCAAAAAGGGAAAAAUCGCGUAUGAUCUGGAGUUUGUGCUCUGAUCUAAACAGUGGCUGGGUAAUAAUCACCUUUGAAAACAAACAGUGAUCGAGUCCUGCACGUUGUUUUGCUUCAAUUCAACUGACCUAUUUGUGUUUCACAUUUCACUACUCAUACCAAGACUGUAUCCUAAAGCUAACAGGACAUUCUGUCAAACACAUUAGUGUGUUUGUUCGAUACUACAGCUCAAACAUAAGCUCAUAUUGGUUGGUUAGACCUAAUCUGCUUCACCCGGCCGAUAUAUUUUAAUCUAAGUGUUGGAACUUUUUUAUUUUGUAAGACCUCUGUAUUCAGGGUACUUCUUAAUCCCUGGUUUGUUGAAACUUGUUUGUCCACUGUUAAAUAAUACUUCACUGUAACUAAGAAGGAUCUCUUACCGACCAGAAUUGUAAAACUGUGCACCAGGUGGCAUUUGGACUGCAGGCAAUAAUCUGUACUCAGCAGUUUGUGUGGUGAUAAACAGUUUAGUCUGCGAGCCAAUGCACGUUAUUAUAAAUGAUAUCAUGAAUAUGAUUGAUGAUCAAGUGUUUGUUGUUUUAUAUAAUAGACGUCAUGUUAUGUAUACACAUAUAUUGUAACAAUUCCAGUAUUUGGGGUACGCAGAUGUUAUAUUUAGUUGCCUUGCGUGAAAGCAGAGUGGUGUAUUGAGGGAAGAAACUACCUUUCAGAGACUUGUUUUUCCCACAACAGGCUGCUGUUCUGUAGCUGGCUCUGACUCUGAAGACUGUUAAGGGAGACAAGUCAAACAUUUUGCAUUAUAUUUACAGUACUGCGUUACUACAAGUUUAAAAAUCGUAUCAGCUGCUGGUAAUCAUGUUUUUGUGUCUAUGUUCUCUGUUUGAGUCACUACUGGUUUACAAUUUUAUACCAAUAAAUGUUUCCAAAAUGU